This is a messenger RNA of Hypoxylon fragiforme, 862 nucleotides long. RefSeq lists its product as uncharacterized. Bases 238 to 690 code for a protein of 150 amino acids. Lineage: Eukaryota; Fungi; Ascomycota; Sordariomycetes; Xylariales; Hypoxylaceae. The transcript has a single exon. The record is from RefSeq and is a predicted model, not a curated record.
UUGGAGAAGGGGGGAAUAAACCAUUGUUUGGCGGGGACUUUUUUUAUUUUUUUUAAACAAACUUAGCAACGGCGUUUUCAUCAGGAUAACAUACAUACAUACAUACUUGUCCGGCGCGGCAUUUUACGUUUUUUUUGGUUCCACGGUUACCAAAUUUGCAUACUUUUUUUUCACUUUUUAUACUAUUACAAGAGAGAGAAGAGAGAAGGAGAGAGAGAGAGAUGCACGCAAACGUUCAUGGUUUCCGGCAAAACUAUUUUUUUCGUCACCUUUUUUUUUUCCUCCCCAAACCGAACCGAACCUCAUCAUAUUUUCUCCUUUAUAAAUAUUUCUCUUCAAGUUCUACCUCCUUUUUUUUUUCCCGCCGCCUCGCGCCUCCUGUCUUCAAUCUCUCCCAUCUGGAAUAUCGUCUCUCCCAUAUCUCUGUCUUGUGGCGUACCAGCCCCACAAAACUGGAAGCAUACAAUACCGGCGUUUACUUUUUCGUUGUCGUUAUUGAUAUAUAUAUACGUACAUAUAGGUAUAUAUAUAUUUAACAUCGAGGCUGCAUUAUUAGGAAGAAUCAUUCGUGUUUGUUUGUUUGUCUGUCUGUUCGUUCUGCUGUUCCGUCUGUUGCUGUUUGUUUUGUUUGUUUGUUUGUUCCUGUUGUCUGUUUUGCACGCACGUUUGGCACACCACACUUCUCCGUGAAUAACCAACCUACCUAACCUAGGCGAAGCAUCCAUCCUCCUUUCCGCCCCCCCCUUUGUUUAUGGCCGUUAUUCAUAUCAUAUCAUAUCAUAUCAUUUAUCUACGGAUUAACUUGAAAUCGAGAAGCUGAGGAUACCCCCUUAUGCGAGCGGCAUCGUCAUCUCUGGGUGGU